AACUCAUAAUGAGGAGCAACUCAAAUUCCCAAAUCUUAUCAAUUCAGUGCAAAAUGUAACGGCAUAGGAUUCUCAAGCACUUUUUUAAACAAAACAUUCCCACAAAUUUUUUCAAGAUAGGCUAUGAUUAGGAGUGUGCCUAUGUGUCCUAUAAAUAUACUUUUUUUUCUUGCUUAUAAAAAACCCCCCUUGCCACAGCAAACAUCCUAUCAUUCCUAUUCACUUUAGCAUGCAUCAUCAGCUGAAGCUCAACAUGAGAAGACAAACUCCCAUUCAUCUUCUCCUUGUAUGGCUCCUGCUUGCAGCUUCUCAAUACCACUACACUAUUAAUGUUCAAGCUAUUGAAACAGUUCAGUUCAAGCACAAUUCUGCACAGCCUGGCUCAGGGUCGGGGUCCGGAACCAGAUAUGUUUUACCUACUUGGGUCAGUGGAAGGAAGAUCCAUAAAACUCCAUCAGGUCCCAACCCAGUAGGGAAUCAUCGCCCACCAUCAAAGCAAUGAACAUUUGAUGUACUUGUUCUUAACUUAGUAUGUAGAACUAAUCAGAUCAUUAUAUUUGUUGGAGGCUAGAAAGGAAGGUCAGUGUUAUUCAUGUAGGUAAAAAAAACCUCUCCUCUGAGGAAUGCGAGUGUACAAAAUUGGAAUUUUGAACAUUUGAAUUCUAGAAGCUUUUGUGCAUGAG
Molecule: messenger RNA, 683 nt
Organism: Prunus mume (Japanese apricot)
Lineage: Eukaryota; Viridiplantae; Streptophyta; Magnoliopsida; Rosales; Rosaceae
Source: RefSeq, a predicted model, not a curated record